Molecule: messenger RNA, 1449 nt
Organism: Stylophora pistillata
Lineage: Eukaryota; Metazoa; Cnidaria; Anthozoa; Scleractinia; Pocilloporidae
Product: neuropeptide Y receptor type 2-like
Biological process (GO): G protein-coupled receptor signaling pathway
Cellular component (GO): plasma membrane
Molecular function (GO): G protein-coupled receptor activity
Source: RefSeq, a predicted model, not a curated record
AUGAAUAUAAUUUCUGUACCCAUAAGUUUAAAGUUGUUUAGAGUUUCCUCUAAGGUGGAGUUAAAAGAUGAAAUACUGGAGUUCGGUGAGGCGAAGUUGUCCAACUAUGCGGAUGAUAAUCAGCUGUAUUUUGCUGAUACUGAUCCAGCCGUUGUCGAACAUGUUGUCAAUAAGGAACUUGUGGUGGUGUGUGAGAGGUUUCGUAAUAACAAGAUGAUCUUGAACCCUGAAAAAUGCAAGGCGAUGGUUCUCUCACGAAAACCAGACGUCAAGUUAUCACUAUUUGCCUAUGGUGUUGCAUUACCACUGUUUGAUACAAUAGAUCUAUUUGGGUUAACAUUGGACAAUUCCCUGAAUUUUGGAAAACACAUCACCAAAAUUAGCAAGAAAGUUGGAAAGCAACUUGAUGUUCUUUCGAUCGAGAUUGUGCAAUUGGUGCUUUAUUUUGCUAUCAUUAUGGUUGGCUUGGUGGGAAACACAAUGAUCGUAGUGACACUACUCGGCCGACAGACGCGAAGAGUUGGAGAAUACCUCAUUUUAAACCUAGCCAUCACGGAUUUCGCCACAUGCGCCAUAAGCAUUCCUCUCGAUCUAGCUGAGCGACUUUCGGGUGGUUUUCCGUUUGGUUCAAUACUCUGUUAUAUGAUCUACCCGUUUCAAACUGUUUUAAUGGCUGUGUCUGUGAUAACGUUGUUGUCCAUGAGCUUGGAGCGACACAGGGUUGUCAUGACACCGAUGCGUCCGAGAGUGCUCCCCAGAACAGUGAAGUUUGUCAUUGGGGUGUCAUGGCUUCUACCCUCUCUGGUAAUAAUACCUUAUGCUUUGGUUCUACGGCUAGAAGGAAAGCAAUGCAUGGAGAAAUGGCCUGAGGAUUGGUAUGUCAAGGUUUUCACUCUAACGAACUUCGCCAUCUUCUAUUUGGUUCCGCUAACAGUUAUCGCGUCUUCAUAUGUUCGCGCCGGGCGUAAGAUUCGUAAAGAACUCGACAGGCUCGAACAUGUAAUCGACAGUCAUAGAUCACAGGUUCAAUACACAAAGAAACGCACUCUACAGAAAAUGAGGAUCACUAAAGUGUUCAUAAUAGCGGUGAGCGCAUUCUUAGUGUGCAUGCUGCCGACACACGCCUCGUGGAUUUGGCACGAUUUUGGGCGCGGCUGGGACAGCAAGUAUUUCCAAGAUGUGCUCAUAUUCAGCAAUAUUCUUAUGUACGCUAAUAGCGCGUCUAAUCCAUUCAUUUUUGGUUGUUUGAGAAAGUUUUCAUUGGCACGCCUUUUUUGCUGCUGUCGGAAACAUUCGGGUAAACGUUGCCAACUCGAAUGUGUUUAUGAGCUUCGGGUUGGCUCGACGCCUCUUCACGUUGGUAGAGAAAUGGCAGUGAAGGGAUAUAACAAAUCGUCAAAAAUAUUAGAAAGGACAAACACAAAUCGUCAUAAAUCUGCAAAUGUUUGA